AUGGUCUCCGCCGUUCUACCCAUCCCUCCCUCCGACGACCUGCGCAGGCCCAGCGUCGUCUCCUCUGCCACCACCUCCUAUUUGACCGCACCCCAGCCGUCAACAUCUCGGUCGUCUUCUAUGCACAAUCUGGGUCCUGCUGCUCCUCGUGAUGCCGACGCGAUGAAUGCUCUGCACGCUCUUGCGCUGGCGUCGACGCAGGAGGUGCACAUCGUCAAGCUCACCAACGACUCUGUCUCUCUCGAGCCAGCACCUGUUGGGGACAAUGUGCUGCACAAAGUCGGUUCUUCUUCCCACCACGCUUCGGGCAGCACCGAUUCGACCGUCGGACCUCCUCCGCCCUCGCCCCCGUCCAGUGUCGAGGGCGACGACGACGACGACAUGAUUCCUCCAGCCGUUGUGGCGACCAAGUCGGAGCCCAUCUCCUCCCGUCCUGUAACGUUUGAGGAUCCCGCACGCGAGCCUCGCCAGUCCUCGAGCGCCCGUACCUCCCCGAACAUCCCCUUCGCUCGUCCACAGAUACGCUCCUCGACAGAAACCAAGGGCUCGCUCACCAUCACCGCCCCGCAGGGCACGCCUUUCCCUUCUUCCCCGCCGUCUCCCACCCACGCUCACACUUCGGCCGACGGCUUCCUACUAGCCCCACCAUUGACGCCGUUGUCUCACAAACGGCGGAAUACAACUGGCUCAAGUUCUCUGUCCUCUGUGAGCACGGCGGUUCCUACACGGACGAAGACAUUGCACACACCAAACCCGGCACACGCGUACUCGUACUCGCAUUCCCCCUCUCAAUCACAUGUGUACGACGGCGAGGAGGUCGCAGCCGCGGAGGGCCUUGAGUCCGAGAUGCAGCAGCAGGCGGCACAGAUCCGGCGAGAGCGCCAGUCGAAGCGGCAGGCGGAGAAGGCGAAGGCGCAACCGCAGGCCGAGGGCAUGCUCACGCGGACGAUGUCCAUCGUCCGUGGGACGACGAGCCGGGGCGACGAAGCACCACUGGUCGGGAACCUGAUCGGCGAGGAGCAUGUGAACUAUGUGCUCAUGUACAACAUGUUGACCGGCAUCCGGACGUCUGUAUCGCGGUGUCAGGCCAAGAUGCGGCGGCCACUGACGGAAGACGAUUAUACUGCGGCGAACAAGUAUUCAUUUGACAUUGUCGGAAACGAGCUCACACCAUCGGCGAAGUACGACUUCAAAUUCAAAGACUACGCGCCAUGGGUAUUUCGGGAACUCCGGGAGCAAUUCUUCUUCCUUGAUCCCGCAGACUACCUCGUCAGCCUGACGUCGAAGUACAUACUCUCCGAGUUGGGCUCACCAGGCAAGUCCGGAUCGUUCUUCUAUUUCUCCCGGGACUAUCGCUUCAUCAUCAAGACGAUCCACUACAACGAGCACAAGUUCCUCCGAGAGAUCCUCCCCCUUUACUAUGACCACCCGGUUCUACGGCCUGCACCGCGUGAAGCUCCCGCGGGGCGUAAGAUCCACUUCGUCAUCAUGAACAAUCUCUUCCCGCCCCACCGCGACAUCCACGAGACGUAUGAUCUGAAGGGCUCGACGGUCGGGCGAGAGUACCCGGAGGACUGGGCGCGCGAGAACCCCCGCGCGACGCUCAAGGACCUCAACUGGAUACACCGGGACAAGACGCUCGAGCUUGGCCCGGAGAAGCGCGCGCUCCUGACAGAGCAGCUCCGGAGGGACUCUGAGUUCCUCAAGCAGCUCGGCGUCAUGGACUACAGUCUGCUCGUUGGCAUCCACAACAUGCGCCGCGGCAACAGGGACAACGUCCGGAGCAACACGUUGAAGGUCUUCUCGCCCGAAAUGCACCACGUUCGGCGGAAACCGACACAAGUGAAGGGCCCCGGCUCGCCCGACGCGAUCGCGAUGCGUCGCAUCAUGCGCGAGUCGGAUCCCAAGCGCCUCGGGAGCGCGACGCUGCGCCUGCCCGAGGAGGACACCACCGGCGACCGCCAGCACUUCCUGUUCUACCAGGACGAGGGCGGCCUGCGCGCGACGAACGACCAGAACGAGAACAUGGACACGAUCUACUACCUCGGCGUCAUCGACAUCCUCACCCCGUACAACACGAAGAAGAAGGUGGAGCACUUCUGGAAGGGCCUGUCGGCGGACAGGCACAAGAUCUCCCCUGUUCCUCCUCAGGAGUACGGUGAUCGCUUCUUCUCGUUCAUGAAGGCUAUCAUGCGCGGCGGCGAGGGUGGGUCCAAGUUCCUCUCGAAGGACAAGGUUGAGUAA
Messenger RNA from Fomitopsis serialis, 2244 nucleotides. RefSeq lists its product as uncharacterized. The record is from RefSeq and is a predicted model, not a curated record. Bases 1 to 2244 code for a protein of 747 amino acids. Gene Ontology annotation, molecular function: phosphatidylinositol kinase activity. The transcript has 5 exons. NCBI's taxonomy places the organism in Eukaryota, Fungi, Basidiomycota, Agaricomycetes, Polyporales, Fomitopsidaceae. Gene Ontology annotation, biological process: phosphatidylinositol metabolic process.